Aspergillus fumigatus Af293 is the source of this 216-nucleotide messenger RNA. RefSeq lists its product as uncharacterized. NCBI's taxonomy places the organism in Eukaryota, Fungi, Ascomycota, Eurotiomycetes, Eurotiales, Aspergillaceae. The record is from RefSeq and is a predicted model, not a curated record. Bases 1 to 216 code for a protein of 71 amino acids. The transcript is spliced from 2 exons.
AUGAAAUUCUCUCUGCUGGCAGGGGCAAUCCUCCUCCCCCUCUCCGUCCUGGCACAUCCGAAUCUAAUUCCAAACCCACUCACUGUUCUCCGGAAAUGCAUUCCCCUCCUCGGCGACCUUGGCGAAAGCGAAGCAUGGUUCAUUGCGAACCUGCAGUGUAAUUAUGCUUGUCAGCAAGAUGGAUUCAACGGCGGUGCGUGUGAUAGGGCUGCAUAG